UCCCUUCCUUUCUUUUCUUUUCCCUUUUGCUUCUCUGAAACCCCCACCCCCCUUCCCCUCCAAUCCACCCUAGCUCAGAACACAAAGCAAAAGAGAUGAAGAAAAAGUGAAAGAACAAAAAAAAAAAAAAAGUUUUCCCAACAAACUCAGAACGAAAAAGGAGAUCACAUACACCCUCUCUCUCUCUACUCAAACAUCUCUUCAUCAUCAGUCCCCUUUGCAUAGCCAUGAUUAAGAUCUAGCUACAUACGUAUCUUAUUUUCUCCUUUUUCUUUGCUUUCUCUUCUUUUCAUACAAAAACUUUGGGGUUCCAAGUGAAAGAAAGAAAGACAAGGGAAAGAUUUUUGCUUUCGUCGUUCCAGAUCAGGCUUUCGAAAAAAAAAAAAAAAAAGAUCUUAUACGGGGUACUCUUCUUCUAAUGAUCUCCUCGUAAUAAAAGCUGUGCUCUUCUUCUCCCUUCUCGAACCUAUACAAACCCUCUCCAAUAACCAAUAAUAAUAUUCCAUUAUUCCCUUCUUCUUGACUUGAAUCCUUUUCAGGUUUUCAGCUAUAUUCUAUUUGUUUCUUCUUCUCUUUUUUUGUUUUUUUCUCUCUCUCUCUCUCUCUCUCUCAUCUUUAAUUUUGCAAAAUAUAGAGAGCCAUGGAUUCUGGUAACAGUGGAAGCAUGUCUUCAAGUGGAGAUGAAGAGUACGACUCUAGAAACGAAUCAAUCCCAUCUUUUUUAAAUCCUUCUUCUUCUUCUUCAAUUUCAACCCACCACUUUGCCUCUUCCGCUCAAUCAAACCCUUCACACCUUCUUUCCCAUCAUCUCUUCGAUCUCUCUCCACCUUCCAAUUAUCUCCAACCGAACUCAAACCCCAGUAAUUUCCUUCUCAACCUAAGAUCUGACGGCCUAAGAUCUGAUCAUCACCAUCAUCAACAACAACCCUAUCAGCUGGGCCCACCAACAUCUUCAUCUUACGCUGCAGGUCCAUCGGCGAUUCACUUACAACAACAACAACAACCUUCAUCAUCACUUCACAACGAAGCUAAUACUACUACUACUGGUGCAUUGAGAUCAGGCAAUACUUCUACUGCUGCUGCGACUACUUCAUCAGCUCAGACGACAGUCGUUCGGAACUCCAAGAAGCGGGCCAGAGCUUCGAGAAGAGCACCGACGACGGUUCUGACAACCGACACGUCGAAUUUCCGGGCAAUGGUGCAAGAAUUCACCGGGAUCCCCGCGCCUCCUUUUUCGGCCUCGUCGUUCUCUCGGCGCCUCGAUCUCUUCGGUGGCUCCGGUUCGGCUAUCCGGACCGGUGGCGCCUCUCAUUUGGAAGGACCUUUCUACCCUUUCCGUCCCUCGGCGCAGAAGCCGCAAACAUCGCCGUUUGGUAACAUUGCUUCAUCUUCUUCCUCUUCUCCGUUAUUCAGCAAUGUAAUGGUGGACGCUACUAAUAUCGCCACGUCAUCGUUGAACUUCCAACCAUCGCCGUCCGAUCAUCAUCAUCAUCAUCAUCUGAUCAGCAGACAGCCUAGAAAUAUGCUAAACAUGCAGAACCCGGGUGUUAACAAUGUGGCGUUUCAGUCUCUUCCGCUACACCCUAAUUCCCUCAACAUGACCGGGUUUGGAGCCAAGCGGGGGCAAGGAAAUAAUUUAACCGUGUCAACUACUACUUCAGCCCUUGAUAAUCAGGAGGUGAACGCUAGCUACCAUCGCGGUGGGAUUAACUCGAACCUGCAAGUAGCGUCUGAUGGGACAGUAGUACCCUUGACUCGCCAGGAUCUCUGGCGAAUCGACGGUGCGGGUUCCGGAGACAGCUGUAAACUGAAUUACGCGGCGGCAGCGGCGGCGAAUCCAUCGGAGUUUCAGGCUGAGAAGGGCUUGGAGAUCAAUGUCUCCACGAGGAAUGAAGGUCCUUAUCGAAAUGAACAUAUGUAG
Molecule: messenger RNA, 1921 nt
Organism: Morus notabilis
Lineage: Eukaryota; Viridiplantae; Streptophyta; Magnoliopsida; Rosales; Moraceae
Exons: 2
Coding region: 641-1921 (426 amino acids)
Source: RefSeq, a predicted model, not a curated record